Messenger RNA from Paramormyrops kingsleyae, 2208 nucleotides. Its product is annotated as alanine aminotransferase 2-like. Gene Ontology annotation, biological process: biosynthetic process. Gene Ontology annotation, molecular function: pyridoxal phosphate binding; transaminase activity. Lineage: Eukaryota; Metazoa; Chordata; Actinopteri; Osteoglossiformes; Mormyridae. The record is from RefSeq and is a predicted model, not a curated record.
AGCUGCUCUGCUGACAUCGAACUCAUACUGGACAUGAAGCUGGAAGCUGGUGGACCUUAAGGGAACAUGUUUGGCCUUGGUACAAUCGAUCCGAAUGUUCGGGCGAUAGGAGGAUCACAAGAGCAUGACCUGCACAGACGAGCUGGCCAGAUCAGAGCUGAGCUGCAGCAAGGUGUGAGUAAGCCUUUCAGUGACGUCAUUGAUGUCUCAUCUGGGGACUCCCACCUGACCGGCAUGAUGCCCGUGACCUUCGUGCGACAGGUGAUCGCGGCGUGUCUUUGCCCGGCACUCAUCCAUUCAGACGACCUGCCUGUGGACGUGAGGCGGCGAGCCCAGGACCUGUUGGCACAGCUCGAUGGGGAGAGCAUGGGUUCAUACACAGAUUCAUGUGGAGCACCCAAUGUGCAGCGCAGUGUGGCUGAGUUCAUCACCAGGCGAGACGGGGGGGUGCCUGCAUCCCCUCAAAAUAUCUUCAUCUGUGGAGGAUCCCAGAGGGCCUUGGCGCUACUUUUGGAAAUUCUCAUUCCUAAUGACGGGCCACCUUACACUGGGGUUCUAACACCAGUGCCAACAUACAAAACGUUCACCAUGCUCCUGGAAGAAACGGGCACUGUGAUGGUACCUUAUCAGCUGUGUGAGGAACAGGGCUGGGUGCUGCAAAUAGAUGAGCUGCGGAGAGCCCUCCGAGACUCAAGGGGGCACUGCAGUCCCAAAGUACUCUAUGUUAUCAACCCAGGGAACCCCACAGGUCAUGUGCAAACUAUGAAAUCAAUCGCAGAGGUUAUUCAGUUUGCAGCUGAAGAGGAGCUCUUUCUUUUAGCUGAUGAGGUGUAUCAGGACACAGUGCAUGGAGACAACAGUGAGUUUAUCUCCUACAAAAGGGUGCUAUUCGAAAUGGGGGGAGAGUUCUCUGAAACAGUGCAGAUGGCCUCAGUCCACUCCGCCUCCAAGGGCUACAUGGGAGAGUGUGGCCUCCGUGCUGGAUAUGUGGAGCUAGUGAACAUUGACCACACUGUGAUGCCUUUUGCCGAGUGGCUGAUUGGCACAAAAAUCUGUGCACCGGUGCCAGGUCAGGUUGCUUUGGACAUCAUGGCGCGUCCUCCUCAACCUGGAGACGCUUCUUAUGUCCAGUACACACAGGAGGUCCAGGCCAUUCAGGAAACUCUGGUUCAUAAUGUACGCCGAGCUCAGGAGGUUCUAAACAGUCUGCCAGGCAUGAGUUGCCAGUUGCCAGAGGCAGGAAUAUUUGUCUUCCCUCGCUUGCAAUUCCACCCACAGGUGGCGGAACAUGCCAAGAAGGCUGGAGUAGAUGCUGACCUGCUCUACAGUAGGAGAUUGUUGGAAGAUUCCGGGGUGUGUGUCAGUCCUGGGUGUGAAUACGGUCAGCGGGAUGGAACACACCAUCUCAGACUAUGUGUGCUGAUCCCCACCAACACGCUGGACGAGAUGCUGACACGCCUGACACGCUUCCAUCUCCGGUUCAUGGCGGAGUUCUUUUAACUGAUCAUGAACUCCCACUUGAAUCUGCACCAUCUACAUGCAUCAUAUGUCUGCUUCUUCUAUCCUGGUGUUUUUUGAUGAUUAACCAUCACAAGCUAAAAUAGAUGUAUAGAGUACACCCAUUUGUAUUGUUUGUUUUGUUCAUUUUGAAGAAUGCGGUUAACUCUCCGCCCAGUUUCAAAGCAGUAAUUAUGGCUUUUUGCUUAGUGAAAUACCACGUUACUAUUGUAAUUCAAUGGGCGGAUUACUGAAAAUGCCACAGUCAACUGACUGACACUCUUCACAGUCAAGGGCUUGUAAAAAAACAUUUCCCAUGAACUCCUCUGUGUGGGUUUCCUCUGGAAACUCUGGGUUCACCCCACAGUCCAUGUCACAAACCAAGCACAUCUCCUGCCUCGAGAAAAACAUAUCCAUUUCUCAGUAAGUGCUGAAUCACAAACAUUCGCUUAAUAACCGCCGAGUACCUCAGAGUUGUGGGUGUGACCAUGCAAACGGUCACUGAGCUGCAAGCGUGUCGCAUUACUUGACGAUGCUUGAACAUUGAAAACAUGCAGGUGGCAGAUGUUCGAGAGGAGGUGUGUGCUGGUCUCAAAUUUUCUUUGAUUUCAUAAAUAUUUAAUAUGAAUAUGUAUUUUAAAUACUGUAUUGGAACUGAGGUUUGUAUAUUUACUGAAAAUAAACCAUCAUAAUUAUCAGUGCAACAUCAAA